Paramisgurnus dabryanus is the source of this 1374-nucleotide messenger RNA. NCBI's taxonomy places the organism in Eukaryota, Metazoa, Chordata, Actinopteri, Cypriniformes, Cobitidae. The record is from RefSeq and is a predicted model, not a curated record.
ACGCGCAGGUUAUUACGUCAUACUCUGACAGUCAUGUCCAUAUUGUCAACUGAAGUCUGGCUGUGUUUAUAUUAUUUGCUCGGAUUGCCAAGAAAUUACACAGCAAUGUCGUGAAAAGACAAAGCACAAGAACAGUAAUGGAGGACUGCACGCCCUUGUUUACUUUCGGGAUAAUAGCUGACAUACAAUACGCAGACAAAGACGACGGAUUCAAUUUUUUAAGAACAAGGAGACGCUACUACAGGAACAGUCUUGAACUGCUGCGUUCAGCGAACCGUGUUUGGAAAGAGGAACCAGUCAAUCCCAGCUUUAUUCUUCAGCUAGGAGACGUUAUCGAUGGUUUUAAUAAGAAAAACGAGGCUUCGGAUCGAGCCCUAGAAACGGUCGUCAGUGAAUUUGACAACUGUUUAGUGAAGGUACAUCAUGUUUGGGGAAAUCAUGAGUUUUAUAACUUCAGCAGAAACAGUCUGUUUGCCUCUUCAAUUAAUAGCGAAACGAAACCCGCAUCCGGACGGAAUUUCAUUGAUGACGAAAUAUAUGCGUAUCACUUCAGCCCCGCCCCCAAGUUUCGAUUUGUAGUUCUCGAUGCAUAUGACUUAAGCAUCAUAGGAAGAGAUCCAGCCCAUGAAAAGUACAACCAGGCAAUGAACAUCUUAAAGGAACAGAACACCAAUAAUGAUCUCAACCAUCCUCCAGCGUCUGGUUGGUUAGAGCAAAGGUUUGUGAAGUUUAAUGGAGCAUUCAGCCAAGAGCAGCUUCAGUGGUUGGAUAAAGUCUUAACUCUUGCUGACCAGAAACAAGAGAGAGUAACUAUCCUGAGUCAUCUUCCUGUUCACCCAGACUCUGCAGACCCAAUUUGCCUUGCUUGGAAUUAUGAUGCAAUGCUCUCUAUUCUUCACUCUCAUAGCAGUGUAAUUUGCUUUAUUGCGGGACAUGACCAUGAUGGAGGCUAUCACAAAGAUGCAUCUGGCAUUCACCACCUAACACUGGAAGGGGUGAUUGAAACCCAUCCAGAUAGCAAUGCCUUUGGGACUGUUUAUGUCUAUGAGGACCAGAUGGUUCUGAAGGGCAAUGGAAGGAUAUCAGACCGAGUUCUCGUGUAUCCAAGCCCUUCAUAAAAUAAAAUGUAUUGAAUUAUGGGAAUAAUAGUCCCAUAUCAUUAAAAUAUAAUAAAAAUAAUGCAAUUUUUGCCAAUGUGGUGUAAAAUGUUGCAUUAUAAACCUAGAAAGAUGCUCAAAAAAUGUACAGUUUAAAAGUAAAAACAAUUGUAUUUACUUCAAACCAAAUUAUAUUUAUAACAUUUAUAACAAUAAAAUGAGAACUAGUAAAAUUAUAAAUAUGUGAAUAAUUGAUCAGAUGUUUCAGCUUGUUUAU